This is a messenger RNA of Lathyrus sativus (Indian pea), 447 nucleotides long. The record is from the annotation of a GenBank genome assembly. Lineage: Eukaryota; Viridiplantae; Streptophyta; Magnoliopsida; Fabales; Fabaceae.
AUGGGAAUCACAAUCUCACACACCAAUCCUCCGCUUAUUCCUUUUCCCAUUCUCCAAACCAUAAACCUCUCUCUUCAACACCACAAUCUCACUCUUCACCUUCAUUCUCCACCCACUUUCCUCACUCUCACUUCCUCCUCCUCCCUCUCCCUUAGGGUUCCGAUUCCCAAUGUCUUACUCGACGCCGAGCUUCCUCCCACCGUUCGUUCAUUCACCGACCAUAUCGAAGUCAAACUCCUCCUCUUACUCCCCAUCGAUCACCCUGCCCUCUCCGCACUUCAUCAAACCUCUUCGUUACCUCAACCUCUCCUAAUCGAAUACGAUGUAGACAAACUAUCUUUAGCUAGAGAAGUCGAAUUUGUUUGUAGAAGUUGCAGAUACCAUUUGACCAAUAAACCUAUCAGAUAUUUUGUUUAUUCUUUGUUUACCUCUAUUGUUAUAGAUUAG